Symbiodinium necroappetens is the source of this 900-nucleotide messenger RNA. The record is from the annotation of a GenBank genome assembly. NCBI's taxonomy places the organism in Eukaryota, Dinophyceae, Suessiales, Symbiodiniaceae.
GUGGCCAAUGGAGAAACCGUCCUGGUUCACUCCUAUGUUCUCAUGUCUGCCUCGGAGGUUUUCACCAGGAUGUUGCAAUCAGAGGUCUUUCUGGAGGCACAGACUGGCCGCAUCGUGUUGAAGGACAAGACUCGCGAGGAGAUCCAAGAGGUCUUAAAGCAUCUGGACCUGCGGAAUGGAGCUGAACCACCGCCUGUGACCGACCAGAAUGUAGAGUUGCUGGUGCGGUUUGCCGAUGAGUAUCAGGUCACUGGAUUGCGAGAGCGUUGCAUUUCUGCAAUGAAAGUGCUUGCGAAGCAGAAGAUGAUCCGCUAUUUGAAGUUGGCAAUCAAGUACAACAUGCCAGAUAUCGUUGAGCUGUGCGUUCAACACUUGGUCGAGCUGCAGUGCGAUGAAGGCGAAAGACAAAGACAAAGAAAUCCUCUAUUCGGGUUUAUGUCCAGCCACACUCACGCGCCCACGAGAGCGGAUCGGGCAGGGGCAGCUUUGAGAGAGAAAGCCAAGGAUACCUUGCUGGGCCUGGAAGACAACCCAGCUGUGAGGAGUGCAGUGUACCGGGAGGUCUACAAGAUGAUAGUAGAAGAUCAGGCUGAGAACGUGCGGAGUGUUCGUGAGGAAGAAACAUCGGUGCCUUGCUCCAGACAUUGGAAGACGCUGGUGACCAUGUUGCUUGCGAUGAGGAUAGAAUGCCCAAAGGGAAAAGUUGUGCAGGACGAAAUGCCACAUGGAUGGAUGGCCGCUUUUUGGCCCUUGUUGAGCAUGGCUGUCGCAGACUUUGAAACAAUCAGAGAUGCAGAGUACAAGGACGUGCUGACCAAGCCGGAAAAUUUUGUACAGGUGGAUCAGGAAGGUGAAGAAGAGGAGGAAAACGCUGAGGAUGAGGAGGUUAAUCCAUCAUAA